This is a messenger RNA of Microthlaspi erraticum, 411 nucleotides long. The record is from the annotation of a GenBank genome assembly. NCBI's taxonomy places the organism in Eukaryota, Viridiplantae, Streptophyta, Magnoliopsida, Brassicales, Brassicaceae.
AUGAUGUAUGCUCAAUCUGCGUUUAGAUUUUGCGACUUCAUCGCCGUUUCUAUAUUAAUCGCAAACGUGGCGGUCUUCACGCUCCGUUUCUUCUUGAGAUUCGUCACUUUCCUCGUCACACGUCCCUGGCGUCGCCACCGCACAUUCACGGUGGUGAUCAGCGAUCAUUUGUCUCCGCUGUACUGCGCCGUGUGUCAACAAGAGGCAAAGGAAGGAGAGAAAAUGAGGCGACUGACGAUUUGCCGUCACUGUUUCCACGCGGACUGUAUCGAUCCGUGGCUUGGUGAAAUGUCGUCGACGUGUCCGUUGUGUAGAGCUGAGAUCCCGCCGUCACCGCCGGAGUAUCCUCUGCUAUCACUGUUUUUUUCGGCCGGUUUGAUCGAUUUAUUCAACAACAAAGAGUUGCGAUGA